This is a messenger RNA of Acaulospora morrowiae, 1374 nucleotides long. The record is from the annotation of a GenBank genome assembly. NCBI's taxonomy places the organism in Eukaryota, Fungi, Glomeromycota, Glomeromycetes, Diversisporales, Acaulosporaceae.
AUGCAACGACUUGAUGGGUUAGCAAUUGUCUAUUAUCCUCCCACAACUUCGAGAAAGCGACUUCAUUUCAAAACAUGGCCGGCACAGUAUCAAAUGAGGAGGCGUCCGUUCUUGGAAGAAAGCCUAAUUGCACAACAACAACUUUAUAAUACGAAUGAUCAAGCAUGCACGAGCGACCAGUCGAAUACUGACACACAUCAAAACGUGGAUGUAAUCACCCCUCGAAGUGAGGGUGGUCGACUCAGUGCGUCAGCUGUACUUUCACGACCAUCUUCAUCACACGGUGAGAGAUCAGUCGCGGGCAAGGAUGGCUUCAGUAAAGUGCCUCACGAAAUUAUGAUGAACAUUCUAGAACAUUUGGAACCCACAGAAAUAAUUUCCUUGUCCAUGGUCAAUAAAAAGCUCAGAUAUCACACGCAAGAUAAUUACUUGUGGAAACAAAUAUUAUUAAAUGAAUAUGGUGACGUCUCUGUUCAAGAGGAGUCGAUGCAAGUAAACACCGUCAACACCAAGGGAAAAUGGAAAAAAUCGAAAUCUACAAGAAAACAAGUGUCUGAAAAUCCUGAUUGGAGAAAGGUGUUCAUGAGAUUGUCCACGGUAAAUGUCUCGACAAAAACCGCCAUCUUCAAGGGUCAUCCCGGAUCAUUUUAUAAAUACCGUAAUUUUGAUUAUAAAGAUAACGACAUAAGAGAUACAAGCAAUGUUCCUCCGGGAGUUUACGACGUUAUAUGGUGCAUGAGAAUUGAAAAAUCCUCGCUCAAACCGAUUGUCAUUUUUAACACGGAUAUUUGGUUGCGUCACAACAUCUACCUAAGCUCAUACGAACGUGAAUCAAAGUUCUAUUAUGCCCCAAAUUCCGAUGAUUUCACCCAUAUGAUUGACAAAGGAUGGUUUAAUUUCAGACUACCCUUUAAGGUCGUCAUCGCCAGGAAAGAGCAAUCGGUUGACUAUCGUUAUCAGGUUCACACGGCUAUAAAUUGUUAUUUGGAGGAUGAACAAAAUAUUGGAAAAAGUUCUAGUAAAACAAAAAAUAAAGGCCCUUUUUCAGUCGACAGCGUAUGUCUGAGACCUCACAUUGCCUAUGAUCCAAUUCGGACUUCAUCUGCCUUCGAGGAAAACUAUCUAUUACCAGAAUCUCCAUUACCCGUGGAGAUCGAUAGCAACAAUCAUAUUCUGGAUGAAUCCGUGUAUAGCGAUAACGAGUAUUCAGAGUACGACGCGCAGGCUAGUAUAAAUGAGGAUGUGAGAAGUUGUGCUGAUAUUGGGAGUGAUGAGCAUGAUAAGAAAAGGUGGAGCAGGGGGAGCAUUGGGAAGAAGGAUUACAUCAAGAAAAUGCUCUUGUGUUCCGGGUCACCAGAUGUGUAUGUUGAGUGA